CUUUCAAUUUGGUGUGACUAUGAGCACGAGGGCGCUUGCGGUUGAUUCGUUGGCAGUUGCUGGGCAACCCAUGAGCCGACAAGCGGGAAUACGUGUCAAAAUACUAGUGGUUGGUAGUUUCUAGAAGACCAUGGAACACCGUAUGUCCGGGUCAUUGUAGAAGAUCUCACAGCCUUUGACUACCAAUAUAAGAAGUCCCAGUUUCUCUGGAAUUUUAACCCUUUUCGCACGCCAAAUGAGAACAUAAUUUCCCUUUCUCUCUGCACGUUUCCUUCGAUUUCCCCUCUUUCUCAGGUCAUCCUUCCAGCUCCACUUGGUUGUAUUAGAAAGCAUUUUUAUUGGAGAUGGCUGAGGAUGGUCACAAGGUUACCUUGAACGUCUAUGACUUGAGCCAAGGUCUAGCUCGACAGUUGUCUACUACCUUUUUGGGAAAAGCUAUUGGAGGAAUAUGGCACACAGGAGUAGUGGCUUAUGGUCAUGAAUAUUAUUUUGGAGGUGGUAUACAACAUGCUCCAGCUGGGACUACCCCUUAUGGAACUCCUGUUCAAGUUGUAGACCUUGGUGUCACACACGUACCCAAGGAUGUCUUUGAAAUGUAUUUACAAGAGAUAAGCCCUCGGUAUACUGCAGAGACGUACAGUUUGCUUACCCACAACUGCAACAAUUUCAGCAAUGAGAUUGCUCAAUUUUUGGUCGGUGCAACCAUUCCAGAUUAUAUUUUGAAUCUUCCUAAUGAGGUUAUGAACAGCCCGAUGGGUGCCCUUAUAAUGCCUAUGAUACAACAACUGGAAUCAACGUUGAGGGCUAACGCGGUUCCACAAGCACCCCAGUUCAGACCACAUACUGAUGAUCCUGCUUCCCAGCCGACACUUUCUGGUGGGAAGUCCUCUAGUAGCCAUGUUGAGCAAUCUAAAUCCGCCAAGAGCCAAGAUGGAGAAAAGAAUGCUAUUGUGCCACCUGUGGUCAAAUCUGUGGGAGAGCAUGAGAAGACACCUGCUAAUUCUUCUAAGAAAGAUCCUCUUGGGGAUGCUCGGAGCAAGGUACAAGAGGAAAUCACCCGUGAAUUUGCUGCAAUCAUGGCCACUGGGACAUUGCGUGCAAGUGAGGCUGCUGCUUUAGCAACUAAGAAAGUUAUGCAAAGAUAUGGAGACACAACUGCUGCUAUGAACUAAUGGCAACCAAGUUUUAUAAAUUCAUCUGUGUUGGAAAAUUAAUACUCAACUUGAAUGAUGUAAUGUAGACUUACUGGGUUCCAAGUAGGAGAUGACGAUGGAUUCUUCCUUUUGUACUCUUUUUUGGACUUUAUUCAUUGAAUAAGAACUUUUUUGCAACUGCGA
Molecule: messenger RNA, 1337 nt
Organism: Capsicum annuum
Lineage: Eukaryota; Viridiplantae; Streptophyta; Magnoliopsida; Solanales; Solanaceae
Product: desumoylating isopeptidase 1
Exons: 5
Coding region: 345-1172 (275 amino acids)
Biological process (GO): protein modification by small protein removal
Molecular function (GO): peptidase activity
Source: RefSeq, a predicted model, not a curated record